This is a messenger RNA of Nelumbo nucifera (sacred lotus), 855 nucleotides long. RefSeq names its product nifU-like protein 3, chloroplastic. The record is from RefSeq and is a predicted model, not a curated record. Gene Ontology annotation, cellular component: chloroplast stroma; mitochondrion. Gene Ontology annotation, molecular function: iron ion binding; iron-sulfur cluster binding. Gene Ontology annotation, biological process: iron-sulfur cluster assembly. Lineage: Eukaryota; Viridiplantae; Streptophyta; Magnoliopsida; Proteales; Nelumbonaceae.
CGGAGUACUCUAGAAAUUAAGAUGAGCGCCUUCUCAACCCAAAUGCAAGGUCUCAAUGCAACAGCCAAAACUGGAACUGCAGCAUUUAAUCCAUAUUUGACUUCAUCUGAACCAACCUCAGUUGCUUCUUUAUCCUUAUUCAAGAACCCCGUAUCCAAAUCUAACGCAGUUUCGUCGAAGCACACCUCUUUCUCAAGAGGCCAAUAUGAUAUCAGAGACUUGCUUCGAGUCACUUCAGGACGCCGUAGGAGCAACCGAGCUGGAACUUUCACUUCUCCGAGCUGUGUUCUUCCACUAACCGAAGAAAAUGUCGAGAAGGUUCUUGAUGAAGUGCGGCCAAGCCUGAUGGCUGAUGGAGGAAAUGUAGCUCUCCAUGAAAUCGAUGGCCUUGUAGUUGUAUUGAAGCUUCAAGGAGCAUGCGGUUCAUGCCCGAGUUCAACUAUGACCUUGAAGAUGGGAAUUGAAACUCGGCUCAGGGAUAAGAUUCCUGAAAUCCAGGAAGUGGAGCAGAUCCUAGAUACAGAGACUGGGCUUGAGCUAAACGAGGAAAAUGUUGAAAAGGUUCUCGCUGAGAUAAGACCUUAUCUUGCAGGCACAGGAGGUGGGGUGUUGGAGCUUGUUCAAAUCAAUGACUAUGUUGUCAAGGUCCGCCUUAGUGGGCCUGCAGCAGGGGUUAUGACAGUACGAGUUGCUCUAACGCAAAAAUUGAGAGAAAAAAUACCUGCAAUAGCAGCCGUCCAACUAAUAGAAUAGUUAGAGUAACAGAAAUAUCAUUUGACUGUUAGCAGGGUAAAUGACCCAUCCCAGAUUCUCUUUGCCAUCUGGAAUUGAUAAAGUGAUUUAAUUUUCCAGUAA